UCUGUUCAAUCUUCGCAUUUUCUGAUGGGUGCACUAAUAACAUUACCACCUGCUACCCCUGAUGCGUGCACUGAUGCUAUGAUGUGUGUGAUGCAUGAGUAUGUGAUGUAUCUGAACAAAAAAAAAAUCUAGACAAUGAGCUCUUUACUUCAUUGUGUAUUGGACAGUGAACUUGUUUUGAUGUAUAUGAUCUUGAAGGGGAGCCCGUAUCGAUGUAGGGAAAGCUUUUCAUGUGUAUAAUCUUGACAAUGAACACUUUUCAUGUGUGCGAUCUUGAAAGCGAGCUCUUGUUUUGAUGAAUGUGAACAAAAUUUUUAGAGCAGAGCUCUUAUUUAAUUGUGUAUUCUCUUUUGGCUGUGUAUCCUUGUGAAAAAACCGGUCCUAAGUCCACAAAUCCUCCUCCUGUCUUCUCCUCAUUUGCCAUCAAGCUCCCCACGGAUGGGCUGGUGCUCCCCGUCCACUCCCCGGCAGCUGCUAUCCACUGUCGCACUCUUUGCCUUCGGCGCGGGGCUCCUCACCUACGGCGCACACCUCUCCUACGUCCACAUCGAGCCCCAGCGCGAGCGCACGCUCGCCCGCGAUCAGUUCGUCCGCGACUACCUACGCAGGAAGCACGACAAGUAGCCCGCAUCCCCACGACAUCCCCUCCUAUUCCGUUCCACUGCUCGGCAACGAUGCCUUUGCCCCCAAUGAGUUCCAGUGUCGGGCUUGUGAUUGCGGAGAUGGAGAUGAACACCGGCGCCGACCAGGAUGCCACUAUCGUGUGGGCCACUGUUGUGCAGGCCUGCAGCAUGUUCUACGACACCCCUGCAAUGCUCGACAUUGGUGAAAUUGUUCGUGCAAAGUUUGAUUUCGACGCUGUGGGACACUUAUGUUUGCAGACACUGGUGAAAUUGUUCGUGCAAGCGCUGUGGGACACUACACACAGGGCUGAGGUGCUGAGCUUGACCGCGAAUACCGAUCUGAGACACGCUGCGUCUUUUGCUUCUACUGACGGACAAGAUCCAAGGCACAAGAGUGACAAUGUUUCGAGGACCUGAUUGAUGACCAGCAACCUUUCCGUAUCUGUGUGUAACAAAGUCCAUGUUGGCAUUACAUCAAUAGUUGUGCUUUUGUAUUUCUUGUAAGGGCAUCUACAAUACAUACAUACUACAUUCAUUUACCCCAAUGACU
Triticum dicoccoides is the source of this 1173-nucleotide messenger RNA. RefSeq names its product bifunctional nitrilase/nitrile hydratase NIT4-like. The record is from RefSeq and is a predicted model, not a curated record. Lineage: Eukaryota; Viridiplantae; Streptophyta; Magnoliopsida; Poales; Poaceae. The transcript is spliced from 2 exons. The coding region runs from base 675 to 1040 and encodes 121 amino acids.